Molecule: messenger RNA, 1401 nt
Organism: Meleagris gallopavo (turkey)
Lineage: Eukaryota; Metazoa; Chordata; Aves; Galliformes; Phasianidae
Source: RefSeq, a predicted model, not a curated record
AUGGCUGCAUCAGUCAGACUUACUACAACCUCACACCCUAGCUUGAGGAUCCAGCUGAGUCCAAGCUGGAAACAACUGGGCAUACAGUGGGCCAACAAUACUGAAUACCUCAUUCUCAACUCUUGGCAAGAUGAGAAGAAUCAGGUGUUGAUUACAAAUGCUUGGCUGCAGAUGUACUGGGUUGAUAUUUACUUGUCUUGGGAUCAGUACGAAUACCCGGGUGUGCAGAAUUUACGAUUUCCAGCUGACCAGAUUUGGGUACCUGAUAUUCUUCUCUAUAACAGUGCGGAUGAGAGAUUCGAUGCAACAUUUCACACAAAUGUGCUGGUGAAUUACUCUGGAUCCUGUCAAUAUAUUCCUCCAGGCAUUUUGAAGAGCACAUGUUACAUUGAUGUCCGCUGGUUCCCAUUUGAUGUGCAGAAGUGUGAUUUGAAGUUUGGCUCUUGGACUCACAGUGGUUGGCUGAUUGACCUGCAGAUGCUUGAGGCUGAUAUUUCCAACUACAUCUCAAAUGGAGAGUGGGAUUUAGUGGGUAAAUUGACUUGCCUAAAUUUUUUUCAGUACUCUAAUUUUCAAAGGCGGAACCCAAAUAGAUAGAAAUUAUUGUAUAUUCAGAUCUGUAUUUGAAAUACAGGUAUGAAAAGUUUUCAUGUAAAACCUUUUACAUGAAAAAAGAAGAAAAAAAUCACAGAUCAAAAACAACUUUUCAAGUGCAUUCUUUGAAAUGUGUCUGAAAACACUGUGUUCUGAAGCAACUGCCUAAGUCUAAGUGCACAAAUGAAAUCUAGUGGUGCUGAUGCAUCUGAGCAGUUUGUCAGAACUGUACUUAGAUGUGUCUUAUGUAGACACACUGAAUGCUACUGUCACAUCUACUCAAACACAUCACUAAAGAAUUGAUUGGUGUAAAAAAUGGUAUUUCAGCAAAACUGGAAUUAGCUUUUACAGAGAUUAUCCUGUUCACUCUGAAAACCAUCAAAGCCUCUAACAGUUUGUAAUAUCUGGAAAUAACUGCAGCUUAGUGUGUCUCCUUUUUCGUGGUUCAGGAUGUACUUGUAUUUUUAAACGAGGAACUUGUGUCCAGAAUUAGUUAUUCAUAGUUAGCUCCUAGUGAAUUAUUUUGAACUCAUUUAAGUAGGUGUAAAUCAGAAGUCAAGCUACGGAAAUGGGCAGAGUUUAGACCACAUUAAUGGUAACUUGCAGCCAUUUUUUUUCUAGUCUAGAUAUUCGAUCAAGGGAAUCACUAACCCAGAACAGCUGAAUAUGCCAUUCAGGGCAUCUGAGAAUAAAAUAAGAAACAUAAUCAGUAUUCAGGAGUGCUGGAGGACUGCAUAGGAAAGUCCUCCUAAAGUCAGUUUAUUCCAGAGCAUUUCUAACUUUCCAGUACUUUGAUCCUAUUUUUCC